This is a messenger RNA of Nematostella vectensis (starlet sea anemone), 2571 nucleotides long. Its product is annotated as dynein regulatory complex subunit 6. Gene Ontology annotation, biological process: SCF-dependent proteasomal ubiquitin-dependent protein catabolic process. Lineage: Eukaryota; Metazoa; Cnidaria; Anthozoa; Actiniaria; Edwardsiidae. Gene Ontology annotation, molecular function: protein binding. Gene Ontology annotation, cellular component: SCF ubiquitin ligase complex. Bases 89 to 2422 code for a protein of 777 amino acids. The transcript is spliced from 22 exons. The record is from RefSeq and is a predicted model, not a curated record.
UGGCAACACCAGAUCCCCUAAGUGGUUUCAUAAUGGCGGCAGGUUUGUGUUGGUUCGUUGCUGUAAACACGAAUUCUUUUAUGUAACAAUGGCUUCCCUCAAGAAUUGCGACCCCGAAUUACGUCGCUAUCUUCUCAGACAUCGCUUGCCCGAUGUUUUUGAGGCUAUUCUGACAGCUUUAGCAAUCAACUGUCCAGAUGACCCCCAGGAGUUUAUACUCAGCAAACUCACACUUGUACUUGGAGAUGAGCAAGUGCUGGAAGAUCUCAGAUGGGAUUCUUUUAUAGAUGAAAUGUACAAACCCAAAAACAGAAUAAUCAAGACUGCAGCUUUGGAAUUUCUGUGGUCCUAUGAAGAUGAAAAUUCUCAGCCUACACCAGAGAUGUACCAAAAAGCUUAUAAUCUGUACAAUGGCAAGUUGAAGGUUAUGUGUUUCAGUGCAUGGCUGAGGUUUCACAGACACAUGAGGCGGAAGAAGAUGAUACUUCAUCGAAAACUGAACAAUGCUCGCACAUGGCACAGGCAAAGGAUUCUCAGAUUACAGCUUCAAAAGUGGAUUGAAUGGGUGGCAGAAAGGAAGGAACGCCAAUAUGUAAUAGCCAUGCGUAUCAAGAGAGUGGUGACAAUCUCGCUGCUUAGACUUGUGUUUGAUGCCUGGCACAGCGUAGCAUUAGAUGCUCGCAAGACCAAGGAGUAUUUUGAGAAAAUUGAGAAGGGAGAGUACAAUGACUCAGGCUAUGAGGGCUUUUUCCGAAUUCGUGCUGAUGGCAAGGAUGAGAUCUCCUCUCUGCCAAGACAUGUAGCACUUAGGAUCUUUAGUUAUAUCACUAUUGGCGAUCUCAGUCGAUGUGCCAGAGUCUGUCGCAGCUGGAAGAUUCUGAUCCACGCCAAUAUUCUUUGGAGCAAGAUCGAUAUGUCUCAAGUAAAACACCGUGCCACCAACAAGGCGACAGCAAAACUAAUACACAAAUGCAGACCAUUUCUAGGGCACCUCAACCUUAAAAAUUGCUACAAUUUGACAAGAGAGAGUCUCAAGAUAAUAGGACAGUGCAGGAAUCUUCAAGAUUUAAACUUAUCUGAAGUCAAAGGCGUUACGGAUGAAGUGAUGAAGGAUAUUGCCAUGGGCUGUACUAGUUUGUUGUAUUUGAACCUUAGCAGCUGCCUGAUAUCAGAUUCCACUCUUAGAUACCUCGCAAGGUACUGUACCAACAUGCAAUACCUCAGUCUAGCCUACUGCACCAAAUUUAGCAACAAAGGCCUUAGUUAUCUGGCGAAUGGUAAGGGGUGCCAUAAGGUCAUCUACUUGGACCUCUCCGGCUGUGAGCAGAUAACAGACGAUGGAUACAAGUUUGUAGGAAUGGGAUGCAGUAGUCUGAAUACCAUCAUCCUUAACGACCUGCCUGGACUGCGGGAUGCAUGCAUCCAGAGUCUGACGUCCGAGUGCCGGACGCUUCGUACUGUAUCAAUACUCAAUUCACCCUUUCUGUCCGACACUGCAUACAAGAGCUUGGCGCUUUGUAGGAAACUACACAAGUUGCGCAUUGAAGGGAAUAAUCGCAUUACAGACGCGUCCGUCAAAGUGCUGGCGAAAAGCUGCUCUCAGUUGGAGCAUGUGUACAUGGUAGACUGCCCUCGGCUCACGGAUCUCUCCCUCAAGGCGCUUGCAUCCGUCAGACACUUGAACGUCAUCAAUGUGGCGGACUGUGUCAGGAUUCAAGACACUGGCGUGCGACAAAUAGUUGAGGGACCCUCAGGAUCCAAAAUCAAAGAGCUCAAUCUGACAAACUGUGUUCGCGUCAGUGACGUCACGCUGCUACGCAUCGCUCAGAGGUGUCAUAACCUUGUUUAUGCCAGCUUCUGCUACUGUGAGCACGUGACUGACGCAGGGGUGGAGCUUCUGGGAACCCUGCCUAACCUGAUCUCGAUAGACAUGUCCGGGUGUAACAUCUCGGACCAUGGGGUGUCUUCCCUCGGUAAUAACGCCAUGAUGAGGGAUGUCGUCAUAGCCGAAUGCUCCGCAAUUACUGAUCUCGGAUUACAGAAAAUGUGUCAACAGUGCCGUUUCCUUGAGAAUCUGGACAUCUCCCAUUGCACUAACCUUACAGACAACGCCAUCAAGAAUCUAGUGUUCUGUUGCCGACUUUUGCGCACUUUGAAUCUCUCUGGGUGCGACAAGCUUACUGACUCAAGCUUGCAGUAUUUAUCUGGAGUGUGCCAUUAUCUGGAGAUGUUGGAUUUGUCAAACUGCACCCUUGUCUCUGACAAAGCAUUGCGGUACCUCAGAAAAGGAUGCAAGAGGUUACAAUCCUUGACCAUACUCUACUGCCGCAACAUCACCAAGAAUGCAGUGCAAAAGUUCCAAAUGAAGUGUACGGUGAACCACAGUAUUGAGGGCCCCUUGGGCAUCAUGGCAAAUGCUUAAAUCAUUAUAACUUGGAAUCUGGAAAUUCAUUUAUUAUAUGUACAGAAUAUAUGUAUAUAAGGACAUAGAUAUGCAAAUUAUAUAAUAUUUCAAAUAAAUCCAUUUUUUGCAAUUAAUUAAUUUUAAUUAAAGUUAAUAUGUUAAACAUG